Messenger RNA from Suricata suricatta (meerkat), 2380 nucleotides. It is a transcript of the gene IBSP, whose product is annotated as integrin binding sialoprotein. The record is from RefSeq and is a predicted model, not a curated record. The transcript has 7 exons. NCBI's taxonomy places the organism in Eukaryota, Metazoa, Chordata, Mammalia, Carnivora, Herpestidae. Gene Ontology annotation, cellular component: extracellular region. Gene Ontology annotation, biological process: bone mineralization; ossification; cell adhesion. Bases 80 to 1042 code for a protein of 320 amino acids.
AGGAAAUAUUCAAUCUGGGUCACUCACUCCUGUGAGCUGUCUCCUCACUCCAGAACUGCAAAAGGAAGCAAUCGCCAAAAUGAAGACUGCUUUAAUUUUGCUCAGCAUUUUGGGAAUGGCCUGUGCUUUCUCACAGAUGAAAAAUUUGCAUCGAAGAGCCAAAGUAGAGGAUUCUGAAGAAAAUGGGGUCUUUAAGUACAGGCCACGAUAUUACCUUUAUAAGAAUACCUACUUUUAUCCUCCUUUAAAACGAUUUCCAGUUCAAAGCAGUAGUGACUCAUCUGAAGAAAACGGAGAUGGUGACAGCUCAGAAGAGGAGGAGGAAGAGGAGGCUUCAAAUGAAGAAGAAAACAAUGAAGAGAAUGCAAAUUCUGAUGAAAAUGAAGAUGAAGAAUCUGAAGCUGAGAACACCACCCUUUCUGCUACCCCUGGCUAUGGAGAGAUCACACCUGGAACAGGGAACAUAGGUCUAGCUGCAAUCCAACUUCCCAAGAAGGCUGGGGAUACAAAAAAGUCUACAAAAAAGGAGGAAAGUGAUGAAGAAGAAGAAGAAGAGGAAGAGGAAGAAAAUGAAGAAAAUGAAGCAGAAGUGGAUGAAAACGAACAAGGCAUAAACAGCACCAGCACCAACAGCACAGAGGUAGAAAAUGGCAAUGGCAGCAGUGAUGGAAACAACGGAGAAGAAGAAGGUGAAGAGGAAAGUGUCACUGAAAUCAAUGCAGAAGGAGCCACAGUGGCUGGAAGGCAGGACAAUGGUGGUUCUGAGACAACAACCUCUCCAAAUGGUGGGUUUCAACCCACAACCCCACCACCAGAGCUCUACGGGACCACCCGACCAUCUGCGGAAUCCACCACCACUAGAUAUGAGGAAGAGUAUGAACAGACAGGCACCCAUGAAUAUAACAACGAAUAUGAAGUCUACGAAAAUGAGAAUGGAGAACCUCGUGGCGAUAAUUACCGAGCCUACGAGGAUGAGUACAGCUACUAUAAAGGGCGCAGCUACGACAGCUAUGAUGGGCAAGAUUACUACUACCACCAGUGAAGGCCCCGCUUUGGAUGAAUUCAUCCAUUCUGGCAUUUUGUGUGGCUACCAUUUUCAAAGUUCAACUCAGGAAGGUGCAAUAUAACAAAUGUGCAUAUUAUAAUGUGGAAUGGUGCUACUGUUCCCAAGUAAUUUUCUGUAAUUGCUUCUGCAAGUCAUGGGCUUCUUGUUGCUUUUCCCUGGUAUGUUGUUGAAAGGUUUUCUAAACCAGGGCCAUUUAUCAAGUGGUAAACCAAUCCAAGAGAUUGAGUUCAAUUAAAUGUUUUGAGGUUGUAGUUCUAAAAAUAUUUUUUAACAUGUUUGCACUAGUAUUAACUGCUAAAACAUACUCUUCAUGCAAGAAGUGCUUCUAUGUAUUGGCAUUAGUGAUACUAUAAACAAAAUAUAGGUAGCCCUUUAACUUCCUAUCCAACACUAUAUAUUAUGUUUAAUUAUCAUCUUCAUGUAUUUUUAUGUGACCUUUAUGUAUAUUCUACCUAUGGGUUUUAUCACAAAUAAAAACGCAAUCUUCCAUAUCUUAUAAUUAAGGGGAAAAUGAGAGAUUCAGAACUGAAAAAUGUGAGACUAGUGGGGAACAACUGAGCUAAAGGAUAAAAGCUUAUUUCUACUAUGGUUUAAAACUCAGAAGAACUAGAAAUAUUCUAUCAUGGCUAAACCAACAUAACUAAGAUUCUGACAUGCUUGUGAGCAUGGUCAGCCAUAUACAUCAGGAGAAGAAAUGGCUUUUAUUAGAGUUGCCAGAUUUAACAAAAAUAUAGGAUGCUUAGUUAAAUAUAAAUUUCAGAUAAAGAAUGAAAAACUCCAUUGUAUAAGUAUGCUCUAUACAUGAUUUGGCCUCUGUGAACUAUUUGGGUCAUAUUUAUACUAAAUAAAUCAUUCAUUAUUUAUCUAAUUCAAAUUUAAUGGAAUAUCCUAUUUUGUAUCUGGCAACCCUACUCAUUUGAUUUAGGUUUUAGGUGGGGUAGAGUGGAUGAGGGAGAAAACUCUUACACAUCCACACACAUGCAUACAUCCAUACGUAUGCACACAUCCACACACAUCAAAGAGGGCUGAUAUGCAAAGCCUUCACUGCAAUUUACACUUUAAACCUGACAGCAAAUUUCAAAUGGGUGUGCUGAAGAAAAGAUUGAUAGUGGUAAGGAAUAAGAAUGCAAACAUUUAUUCAUCUUUUUAUUCACUUAUAAGAUGGACUAAACACCUAGAAUUGGACCAGAUAAUGUUUAGACAUCGGGCAUAUGGAAAUGAAGAAUCCAGUCCUCAAAGUGAUUUUAGUUUAAUAGCUAACAGUUAUGAGGCAUUACAUGCAUCAACUAAUUGUCUCCUAACUCUUUAGUUUUA